Messenger RNA from Actinia tenebrosa (Australian red waratah sea anemone), 714 nucleotides. RefSeq lists its product as uncharacterized. The record is from RefSeq and is a predicted model, not a curated record. NCBI's taxonomy places the organism in Eukaryota, Metazoa, Cnidaria, Anthozoa, Actiniaria, Actiniidae.
CGUCUUUAUUGAUUGCCGAAGAAAAAGUCUUCUGGAAAAACACUGGAGAAAUUGGUCAUCCACGCAUAGUUUUCGUACAAUUUCUAGUAUAUUGUAUUUUUAUAUUUCUUAUUUUCCCAAGCUAUUCUUCUAAGUUUACAAACUUGAACCAGUAAGGAUGAAAGGCAUUWUCUUGGCCAUCUUUACAGUGGUCCUCGUUGGACGACUGUGUGCGGCUUUUCCAAAGACUGCCACGAAAGUUCGUUCUUCGUUAGAACCUGGAAAGGAAUUGAAAGAAGUAAAGUAUGACCAGGAAUUGGUGUCAUCAUUCGAAUGGAGAGAGCUAUUGGAACAUAUUCCUGACAGCUUAUUCCCAAUUCUUGAAAAAAUUCUGAAAGGAAUCGCCAGAUCCAGGAGUCCUGAAGAUAUUAUUAAAGCAAUCUUAACAAGGGACUGGAAAUAUCUGGGAGGGAAAAAGGAUAAAAGAAGGCGAAGAAGAAAGAACAAGAAAGACAAGAAGAAGGAGGAGGAAGAAACUGAGAAAGAGGGGGAAACAAAAGAGCCUCAAGAAGAAUAGAUUCCCUCGACAAGGAAUGUGCCUGCACUAAAACCAGACGAACCAGUUUAACGAUUAAAGGAUCAGUUGGAAUUAGCAACAGAAUAUGACCAAAGAAAAAAUAAACGAAUAAUAUUGAAGAGUGUUGUGUGUAUAUAAAUAAAUCUGUUCCUGCUAAA